Sorex fumeus (smoky shrew) is the source of this 948-nucleotide messenger RNA. RefSeq names its product translation initiation factor IF-2-like. The transcript is spliced from 3 exons. Bases 1 to 948 code for a protein of 315 amino acids. NCBI's taxonomy places the organism in Eukaryota, Metazoa, Chordata, Mammalia, Eulipotyphla, Soricidae. The record is from RefSeq and is a predicted model, not a curated record.
AUGCACAAACUGCAUGUGGGCGAUGCAACGAACUGCACUCCUGGCUCCCCGAAAUCCUGCCCAGGGGCGCCCCAUCCCGAGACCAACACGGACUCGGCCCCUGCUGAGGGGACAGUGCCCAUGAAGUUGCUCCCGGCACCCCCCAAGCCCCAGAGGGCCCUUUUCCGGGACUCGCCGCUGGCCUUGCACCCUCGCCCCCUCCUGAAGCCCUCGCCCCGGACCCUCGGCCCCCCCAGCCUGCUCUCCUGUUCCCUGCCCCCCUGCAGGGACCACCCCCCCCCCCGCACCACCGCCCCGACCCGGUUCGGCGCGGGCGCGGGUGCGGGCGCCCAGGCCGGCCUGCAGAGGGGGAUCAUCCAUCCGGCGAGGCGAACCCGCCGCCGCUCCGCCCGCGGCGCCCCUCCUCGCUGGUGCGCAGCAUCCGCCGCCGCCGGACAGAAAGAGAAACUGAGGCCCUCGGGGACCGCGGGAACCCGGGUGCGGCCGCGGCGGGGCUCCAGGCCGGGCCUGCGGACUGCGCCCCGGGCCCGGCCGGCCUCGCAGGGAGGCAGAGAGGCCCGGGUGCGCCCCCCGGCCCGCGCGCCCUCGGCCCCCACCCGCACCGCGGCCUGCGGGUGCGGGCGCGGGUCCCCCCCACCCCGGGCUCCCUCCCGCGUGCGCUGCGGGGUCCGGGGCUCGGAGGCUGCGCGGCGCUCGGCGUUGGCACUUGAAACUGAGCGGGGCGCGCGCGGCGGGCUCCUGGGAGCGUGCCCGGACUGCGGCGCCGCGCCCCGAAACCCCCGGCCCCGCAGCCCGCCCAGCCCGCGCCGGCCACACUGCAGCGGCCGCGGCGGCGCGGGAGGGAGGGAGCGGCGGGGCUCGGCGCCCCUCGGCCGAGCGGACCCAAGAAGCCGCUUUCUAUCAGGAAAUCGCCCAAGUUUUCCAAGUUGGCGACUUGAAGACAAAUGA